Messenger RNA from Thamnophis elegans (Western terrestrial garter snake), 7237 nucleotides. It is a transcript of the gene CLOCK, whose product is annotated as clock circadian regulator. Gene Ontology annotation, biological process: circadian regulation of gene expression; regulation of transcription by RNA polymerase II. Bases 685 to 3249 code for a protein of 854 amino acids. The transcript is spliced from 23 exons. Lineage: Eukaryota; Metazoa; Chordata; Lepidosauria; Squamata; Natricidae. Gene Ontology annotation, cellular component: CLOCK-BMAL transcription complex; nucleus; cytoplasm. The record is from RefSeq and is a predicted model, not a curated record. Gene Ontology annotation, molecular function: DNA-binding transcription factor activity, RNA polymerase II-specific; E-box binding; protein dimerization activity.
GGUUGCUGCCGAGGCCUUGGGAGAUUGCCCGCCGUCGCUACUGCUGUUGCAUGCAGCUUCUGAGGGAACGAGGGCGAGUCGCCUCGUGGGUGGCUCGUGGAGGCUGGACGCUGCAGCCCCGCGGCCUGAGGCACGGGUGAGGAGAAACCCUCCCCUCCGCGCGCGCGGUGAGGGGGACAGGGACGCUGAGGGGAACAGCUGCCGCCGACACCGAGACCGAGCGAGCAUCCUCAUCCUGCAGGGCGAGGGCGGGAGGACGGCUCUCCGCGGCCGGCGGGCUGAGAAUCUGACAGCUUCAGGAUACCCGUUCAGGCUUUCUACAGCAUGUCUGGCUCAGUUUGGAAUGAUGGCAUAUGGAUAUCAUCAGCAUACUAAAGUCGCUUCACUUCAAGGUGACAGCGACUUCAGAUAGAUGUUAAAUUGGAGAGAUCCCUGUGGCAUCCCACACAGAAGCAGCCAAGGAUUCAUGUUCUAUUCCCCCAUAAUUAUUGACUGCAACUGCUGAUUCAGUAAUACGCUAGAAUUUAAAAGAACCUCUAUGGGCAAUAUAUUCUGAAGAUACCUUUCUCUCAAAAAUUGGCCCUUCUGUAAUCAGUCUUUGUAGAAUAUCACCAUUUAUCAUCCAGAAAGGAACACACGAUCAGAAUCACAAAUGUCUACCACAAGACUAAAGUGUGAUAUGUUAUGUUCCUUACCAUAAGUACCCAUAAAAUGAGCUCCAUUGCAGACAGAGAUGAUGGCAGCAUUUUCGAUGGUCUCGUGGAAGAAGAUGACAAGGAUAAAGCAAAGAGAGUAUCAAGAAACAAGUCUGAAAAGAAACGCAGAGAUCAAUUUAAUAUACUCAUCAAAGAGCUGGGAUCCAUGCUUCCAGGCAAUGCUCGAAAGAUGGAUAAAUCCACUGUAUUGCAGAAAAGUAUUGACUUUUUAAGGAAGCACAAAGAAAUCACUGCCCAGUCAGAUGCCAGUGAAAUUCGACAGGACUGGAAACCCACAUUCCUUAGUAAUGAAGAAUUCACUCAGUUAAUGUUAGAGGCUCUUGAUGGUUUUUUUCUAGCAAUCAUGACAGAUGGAAGUAUAAUAUAUGUAUCAGAAAGUGUAACCCCCUUACUUGAACAUUUGCCAUCUGACCUUGUGGAUCAGAGUAUAUUUAAUUUUGUCCCUGAGGGGGAACAUUCAGAGGUUUAUAAAAUACUAUCCACACAUCUGUUGGAAAGUGAUUCAUUGACCCCAGAAUAUUUAAAAUCAAAAAAUCAACUGGAGUUCUGUUGCCAUAUGCUCCGAGGGACAAUUGACCCUAAAGAGCCACCUACAUAUGAAUAUGUAAAAUGCAUAGGAAACUUCAAAUCCUUGAGUAACAUGCCUAACUCUGCACAUAAUGGUUAUGAAGAAACCAUCCAACGACCUCAUCGGCCUUCAUAUGAAGACAGAAUUUGCUUUGUAGCUACAGUUAGGUUAGCUACACCUCAAUUUAUUAAGGAAAUGAGCACAGUAGAAGAACCCAAUGAAGAGUUCACCUCCAGGCAUAGUUUAGAAUGGAAGUUCCUUUUCUUGGAUCACAGGGCUCCACCAAUAAUAGGCUAUUUACCAUUUGAAGUGUUGGGGACAUCAGGCUACGAUUAUUAUCAUGUGGAUGACCUGGAAAAUUUGGCAAAAUGUCAUGAACAUUUAAUGCAGUAUGGGAAAGGGAAAUCCUGCUAUUACCGAUUCCUCACAAAAGGCCAGCAGUGGAUUUGGCUGCAGACUCAUUACUAUAUCACUUACCAUCAAUGGAAUUCUAGACCAGAAUUUAUUGUGUGUACACACACGGUAGUAAGUUAUGCUGAGGUUCGAGCAGAAAGACGGCGUGAACUUGGCAUAGAAGAAUCUCUGCCAGAGAUUAUAGCAGAGAAAAGUCAGGAUUCUAGUUCUGACAAUCAUAUAAACACAGUGAGUCUCAAAGAAGCAUUGGAGAGAUUUGAUCGCAGCCCCACACCUUCUGCCUCCUCUAGGAGUUCCAGGAAAUCUUCUCAUACUGCAGUUUCGGAUCCUUCAUCAACACCAACGAAGAUGACAGUGGACACCAGCACUCCUCCAAGGCAAAAUUUAUCUGCACAUGAGAAGUCUGCGCAAAGGAGAUCUUCGCUUGGUAGCCAGCCUUUAAAUUCACAAUCCGUUGGGCAGCCUCUGGCACAACCAAUGAUGACCCAGCCUGCAACUUUACAACUUCAGCAAAGCAUGUCUCAGCCAAUGCUUCAGUUUUCUGCUCAAUUAGGAGCUAUGCAACACUUAAAGGACCAAUUGGAGCAAAGAACACGAAUGAUAGAAGCGAACAUCCAUCGCCAGCAAGAGGAACUACGGAAAAUUCAGGAACAACUCCAGAUGGUUCAUGGACAAGGUCUCCAGAUGUUCUUGCAGCAAUCUCCUCCGGGGUUAAACUUUGGGUCUGUACAGCUAGCUUCUGGAAACGCAUCAACUAUUCAACAGAUCACACCAAUAAGCAUGCAAGGCCAGGUUGUUCAGACUAACCAGAUCCAAGGUGGCAUGAACAGUGGACAUGUUGGUUCUCAGCACAUGAUGCAGCAACAAUCUCUGCAAAGUACCACAGCACAGCAUAAUCAACAAAACAUUCUCAGUGGACAUAGUCAGCAGGCGUCUCUAAGCACCCAAGGCCAGAACACGCUAUCAGCCCCAUUAUACAACACUAUGGUAAUUUCCCAGCCGGCUCCAGGAAAUGUAGUCCAGCUUCCUUCAAAUCUACAGCAGACCAAUAACCAGAACGCUGCCAUCACCACAUUUGCUCAGGAUAGGCAAAUCAGGUUUUCCCAAGGCCAACAGCUGGUGACAAAAUUAGUGACUGCGCCUGUAGCAUGUGGGACAGUAAUGGUACCAAGUACCAUGUUUAUGGGGCAGGUGGUGACUGCUUAUCCGACUUUUGCUGCACAACAGCAACAGCAGCAGCAACUACAGACAUUAUCGAUACCGCCGCAGCAGCAGCAACAAGAACAGCACCAGGAGCAGCCCCAGCAGCAACUUGCUUCAGUUCAACCUCCAGCUCAGGCUCAGCUGACUCAGCAUCCUCAACAGUUUUUACAGACAUCCAGAUUACUUCAUGGAAAUCAGUCGACACAACUGAUUCUCUCUGCUGCUUUCCCACUCCAACAAAGCACUUUUGCCCAGUCGCAUCACCAGCAGUCUCAGCCACAGCCACCACAAAUGCCACGACACAGAGCUGACAGCAUGACAGAGGCUUCUAAAGUGCCACCCCAAUAGUGUGGGGGGCUUUGCUCCUGGGAGCAAGACUGGCAGUGGAAGUGCUCCGUUUGUAAUUGCACUGGAGACGGUGAGACAGGAGUCGGCAGAUUUUGCAAUGCGCAGUAUUGAAGUCCUUUUAGCUGCCUGGAAUGUAUCUGCUGAAGAAAACUGUACAACGUGCGAGGGGAUUUCCAGGAGGUGUAAAGCUUGGAAGAGAUGACGGGAAAGGGACAGGCCGACUCUUGCCAGGAAUGUAAUUGCUGUGGUUUCUGUGCUUGGCUUUUCUCCAAAGGCCAUGAGUUACUUUGUCCAGAUCAAAGUCAAAAUGUUCAGUGGACUAAAGAAGAUACUUACAAUUAAGUUUGCUCAGAUUAAGUGUUAUGAUGGACAGGCUGUUGCUACAGCUAUUUUAAGUAUCCCUGCAAUUAUGCUCCAAAGCAAAGUUGUUAUUAUUAUUAUUAUUUUCAUAUUACAGGACAGUAAAUAUUUUCAAAAUAUCGAAUGGAAUCUAUCUUCAUUGUACAGAUACUGUAAAAUACUGUGUAUAUGUCUGGUAAAAAGCAAGAGAGCAGGAUAUUUUAUAUGAUGCAUGGAACUUGGUUUGAAUAUGUUUUUCCCCAAAAUUUCACUAAAUGUUCAAACUACUGUUUUCAUCUGUUUUAUACCUGUUUGUCUUCUCCUCCAUCGUGGAAUCUGUAACCUGCAUGGUCAUUUAUUCUCACCCGUAAAUGUGGGCACAAUCUCCUGUGUGUAGUUUAUGUGUAAUGUCCAGUUUGUUCCAUGAGGUGAUAGUGUGUUCAGGUUUGUGGAAAUUUUUGCAAGUUAAAUUAUUGAUGAAAUAAUUGACUCUUUGAGCUGUGGGGGGGUUCAAGGCAUUCAAUUUCAUAAAUACCAUUUGUCAUGUAUCAUUUCAUGAAUAUAUUUUUUUCCUCUGGAAAACAAAUAGGAAUUUGCACUGCUCUGUUUUUGAUGGUUUGGAAUUGUGAUUCCCCAAAGCUGUCUUUUGAUAUAAUACAUAUUUAUGUAAAGCAUAUGGUUUAAAAUAUGAACAUGAUUUUCACAAAUGACUCAAAUAUAGGAAUAAUUUGCACAAAAUAUAUUUAAAUUUAAUAAUUGUAGGCACUUUUUAACUUCUCUGCCGUGGGAAAUGUGAUUUCGGAAUUUGUUGGAAUCUUUUUAUUCUCCUGUAAAAUGUUAACCUUUAUUUAAUCAGAGAUAAUUCAGGGUCAUUUGAAGCAGAACAAAUAACAAAACCUCCACAGUGCCUUGAUUUUGAUUCAGGUAGUAGUGCUAAACAUACUGAAUUACAUUAUCUUGAAUUUAUGAUCAUAUUUGAAGUUUUAGUUCACUAACAAAACAUGCUUCCUAGCUAAGUCUCUAUUGUAGUUGUACAUAUAAGUAUUUUAAAAACUGUACAAAUUGAGAAUUGAAAUGUUUUUAAAAUGCUGCACUUUCCUCAACCAUCCAGUAAGGGGAUAGCUGCAGUGCAAUUACUCACAUUCCACAGUUUGAAAUUAUGCACCUAAUUUUUUUCUAAAUUUAUGCCAAAACAUAUAUGUGAGUAACAACACAACUAACCUGUAAAGCAAUUUAAAUUGAGUUAUCUGAAAUGAGGUGGAAUACCUAAAUAAGACAUAAAGGGAUAAACAUGGCAUUAAGACUUCAGAUGACAAAUUCACUUCAUAAAGAUAAUAAAAAGAUCCAACUGAAAUUCUGUACAGAUUUUUAAAAAAUGUUUUAAUAUAUUUUAUGGUACUAGUUUUAAAAUCCACGUCUGCAGAGCAAAAUAAGUUUGAAGAGACUUAAUUGGGUAUCUAAAAGGGAAAAAAAAAGUGCAGGAAUGUCUGAAUCAAGAAAGAUUGGGUAAUAAGGAGGAGCUUUAUUAAUGUAACCAAAGUUAUAGUGAAAGCCGCAAAGAAUGUAGUGCUGGUUGGACAAAGCGACAUCUUGGUAGAAAAUACCAAAUGUUUAUCCUAAGGUUAAUUUGGAUGCUGUUCAGGUACCAUGCUAAACUAUCAGCUUAUCUUAGUUGUAAAUGUGCCCUUGCACAUCUACUGACUAUUUUCUAAGUGGUAGAUAAAUUGAGCAUAACAUUCAUAUGCAAGAUUCUGCUUUCAUCUGUCUUGAAGAAAUCAGAGAAUGAAGCCAUCGUUGGUGUAAAUGCCACUCGUGGCUUUAUUUCUUGGUUUUUGUGGGAAAGAUGCUAGGCUUGCCCACAAUGUGGGUUGACCCUAGCCACAUUUAUGACCGCAUCGGUAGAUGUGCUUGAGCAUGUUUGUUACUAAGGCAGGCAUAUGGUUUAAUGUGAUAUGUGAACAGCUCCUUCAAGUUUUUUCCCCCAUUGCUGUAGCCUUAUAUGGUUCCAAUUCCCCCCUGCCCCACAUGCAUCAUUCAACAGUUUUAAUAGUGUGUACCGUAAUCAAUUUUUUAAGAUUUAUUUUUAAAGAAUCAAAGAACCAAAGAAUUGGAUUAAUCCUAUUCCCUCUUGGCAAAUACUGGAAACCAGUGGGUAGCUUACAUAGGAAACUACGUAGCAUUAUUAUCUACAUACAUAAGAAGUGUGGAAAUAGUUCUAUGAAUUUAAUUGCAAAUAAUUCUGUUCUGCCGUAACUUGUUUGUUGUAAUCCCAAGCCUGGCUGUGUUGAACAAAAACCUUUGUAUGUAGUAAAUGAUUGUCUAGUUGGGCUUGAAGCUUAUUUAGAUUAUUAUUAUAGCAUUAAAUGAGAAAAUUGGGAGGGCUUUGGAAUUGCUUUAUAGAUCAGGGUUUUAGCCUAAGAAUGCAGUGCAAUAUGGGCAGUUUAUUUGGUAUAGAUUUCCUUUGUAAUUUUUUAUUGUGGAAGAACGCAACUACAGUAUCAGUAGAUGUGACAUGUAUUUUUGGAGGUUAUAUAAAAGGUGAGCUAAUGGAAGAAAAGUAGUAAGAAAGUAAAAAGCAAAUACUAAAGAUUUUUUGUUUCUACAGCACUCCAGACAUAUACUUCAACGAAACAAAAAUAUUUUUAGAAGGUAUGUUGGCAUUUCUGAUUAUUUUCUCGCUGACGACUUUGUCUGAAGAUCUUUUGCUUCUGUGGAGUAUCAAUGUGCCCUAAAUAGUGAAAAGAUCCAGCUUUUUCUCUUAAUGACAAGUUUGUCAUUAAGUUUCUCAAGGCUAAUAACUAAUAGCCUUGGUGUUUCUCACUUUUAACUUUUAAUCUCAGAAAUUGUUUGUAAGCGUGGUUAUUCCACCAUCUGUAAUUUAGUAUGGCCAAAUGUCUCUGCUGGGGAAGGCAGGGUGGGCGGAGUGGGCGCGAGGAGCUGGGAGUUCACGUUGUGGGUAUUGCACUUAACCUAAAGCAGGGGUGGGCAACCUGUACAGGGUCAGGGACCACACUACAGCUUCCUGACCUCCCGGAGAGCGGCAGGAGGCCUUCCGUUGACAUGGAGGAAUGUCGGCCUUUGGAGGGGCAGCGUUUGAGUGGGAAGUGGGAACAGGAGACCUCCGGGAGGCACUUUCCCUUCCCACAAUCAAACUCUAAGGCAGUGCCAAAAUGUAUUCGUUUUGUGGCCAGUUCUUGGCAGUGCAAUUUUGGCCCCUUUUUCAGGGUGGUCAGGUAGUGUGAAGGGUGGGAAUGGGAACAUUUUGCUUCCAUUCCCAUUCUUAUUUUUUAUUUUUUUUUGGGGGGGGGGGAGGAGAAAAGAAAGGAAAACUUGUUUUGGCAAAAUCAGGUCAUUUUGCCACUGAAUCCCAGCAGUGCAGUUGCAGAGAGGUUUCGAGUGGGUUCCUGGGUGUGGCAAGAUGCCAACCUCUGCGUAGAAGCAACGGUUGAAUAGUUGAACAAGGGAUAGGAAGCCUGAGAAGGUGCUGCUGAAAGGGAGUUUAGGUUUGCUUACGUUUGUGGGGUUGGGAGGGAAAGGAAGACUCCAAGAUGAGCUUCUAGGAAUUCUAGAGGGAAUCGUAUGUGUGUGUAUAUAUAUAUAUAUAUAUAAUUUAUCAGCACAAAUAAAAAAAAGACAAAUAUAACAAAGG